UCCAAAACUACCAGCCAGAAGUAACAAACUAACAAAAAAAGAUGGCGUGUCACAAAAUCUUCCUUGUAGUGUCUCUGAUGCUCGCUGUCUCUUUGGUCAAUGCAGUUGAGUUCUCAGUCAUCGACAACACUGGCGACUCUACUGGAGGAAGGAGAUUCAGGGAAGAGAUCGGUGGAGUAAGCUAUGGCGAACAAUCACUGAGAUCCGCGACGGACUUCAUAUGGCGUUUGUUCCAACAAAACAACCCUUCAGACAGAAGGGACACUCCAAAGAUCACACUGAUCAUGGAGAACAGUAAAGACGUGGCAUACAGCUCGCAAGACCAGAUACACUACAACGCGGGAUCCCUCGUGGAUGACUCGGGAGAUAUAAGGAGGGGAUUCACCGGGGUGAUUUAUCAUGAGGUUGUCCAUUCUUGGCAGUGGAACGGUGGGGGUCGGGCUCCCGUUGGGCUUAUCGAAGGGAUAGCGGAUUACGUGAGGCUAAAAGCGGGUUACGCUCCAAGUCACUGGGUCGCGCCUGGUGGUGGAGAUAGAUGGGACGAAGGUUAUGCCGUUACCGCGAGGUUCUUGGAUUAUUGUAAUGACUUGAGGAAUGGGUUUGUGGCCGAGCUGAACAAGAAGAUGAGGAGUGACUACAAUGACGGCUUCUUCUUUGAUUUGCUUGGGAAAGACGUAAAUCAGCUCUGGAGAGAGUACAAAGCCAAUUAUGGUCAAUGAAUACAAAAUAUAUAUUGAGGGGGUCAACAAUAUGAUAAAUCUUUAAUAAGAAAUAAAAUAAUUUUUCAUCCUCUUUGGUGAACUGUAAGUUUUCCAUUGAAAAAAAGAUAUACGUAUUGAUUGAUGUAUCUGCUAAAGUUGAAUUAUAACAUAUAUAAGUUCGU
Camelina sativa (false flax) is the source of this 883-nucleotide messenger RNA. Its product is annotated as Plant basic secretory protein (BSP) family protein. Lineage: Eukaryota; Viridiplantae; Streptophyta; Magnoliopsida; Brassicales; Brassicaceae. The record is from RefSeq and is a predicted model, not a curated record.